This is a messenger RNA of Scomber scombrus (Atlantic mackerel), 1294 nucleotides long. It is a transcript of the gene henmt1, whose product is annotated as HEN methyltransferase 1. Gene Ontology annotation, cellular component: nucleus; cytoplasm. The transcript is spliced from 9 exons. Bases 1 to 1254 code for a protein of 417 amino acids. The record is from RefSeq and is a predicted model, not a curated record. Gene Ontology annotation, molecular function: RNA methyltransferase activity; O-methyltransferase activity. NCBI's taxonomy places the organism in Eukaryota, Metazoa, Chordata, Actinopteri, Scombriformes, Scombridae. Gene Ontology annotation, biological process: siRNA processing; piRNA processing; RNA methylation.
AUGCAGCCACUGUUUAGCCCGCCGCUUCACAGACAGAGACAUCAAUUUGUCAUCGAUUUUGUCAAGAGGAAUAAACCUAAAAAGGUGGUGGAUUUGGGCUGUAGUGAGUGCGCACUACUGAAAAAUCUCAAGUUUUGCCGAGAUAUUGAGCUGCUGGUUGGAGUCGACGUGGACGGUUCCAAAAUUAAAAAGAGGAUGCAUGACUUGGCUCCUAUAUCAACAGACUAUCUGCAGCCAGGUUACGAUCAGCUGUGCAUAGAGCUGUACCAGGGCUCAAUCACACAAAAAGACACACGGUUAAGAGGAUUUGAUCUGGUGUCCAGUAUAGAGCUCAUAGAGCACCUCCAUCUUGCUGAUGUGAAGCUGUUUUCUGGCGUGGUGUUUGGUUACAUGACCCCAGCGGCAGUUAUCAUCAGCACCCCAAACUCUGAGUUCAACCCCCUUCUCCCAAGACUGGCAGGUUUCAGGCACAGUGACCACAAAUUUGAGUGGACCAGAGCUGAGUUCCAGACCUGGGCUCUGAAAGUGUGUUUGAAAUAUGGCUAUGAGGUGGAGUUCACUGGUGUUGGACAGGCGCCUUCAGGACAGCAGGAGAGAGUCGGCUUCUGCUCGCAGAUUGGUGUGUUUCACAGGCUUGGGGGCGGAGCUCAUUGCAACAGGUUUUUUGGCGAUGAUGCAGAAGAUGUGUUGUCAUACACACUGCUGUAUAGCAUAAAGUACCCCAGCCUGCAAGACAAAAACAUCCUGCGGAGGGUCCUGGUGAGUGAGGUGGUGUACUGGGCAGAAAAACUGAAGAGGGAAUGGAUGGAGGAGAGGACUGGUGAGAUGGAUGGUGCUUUUACACUGAGCCAUACUGAGGAAGGAGAAAGAAGUGUCUGUGAGGGCCGCAUGGACAUGGAGGAGAAGCAGACAGGUUUGUCAGAGGCUGGAGGAGGUGUUUUGACAAAGGGGCAAGAACAACAGGAGUCGUGCACAUCACCCAGGUAUGUGUCUGUGCCCCUGGCUGUGCUGUGGGCCUGCUGUCCCAAAGUCAGUGUGCUGGGUGGAAGUCUCAGUAAUCUCAGACAUCUUUUAAUGGAUGACCCCGCAGUCAAACUCAGCCAAGACGGCUCUGCUGUGCUUGUUUAUAAUCAAGAACAAGACCAGGAGGAAGAAGAGGCUCAGGAUCACUGUGAUUUAGAGGACAGUGGGUAUGCAGGGGCCAACCAGUGCUCCCACAGUGCCGUGGAAGAGGAAGACUGGGAAGCUGUUUGAUCCUGAAGAUAAAGAUGGCAAGUAGAUGACUUGAAAACAU